ACAGACUUUCAAGGAGAAAAUAGAGUGAAAGAAGUAUAAAAGAGAACAGUAUGGAGGGAAAUACACAGAUUGACACUUAAAAUGGAAGGAAGUUACAGAGUGGAUUACAAACCAGAACCCAACAAUAUGUUGUUUACAAGAAAUACCCUUGGAACAGAAAGAUCCACACAGAGUUAAAGUAAGGGGCUGGAGAAGAAUCUGUUUUGCUUCAGCUGAAGUAAAAAAGGCAGGGGCAGAAUCUUGGUUAAAGUAAAACAAAAAUAGGUUGAAUUUAAAAAGAUGUUCAUGCUCUUCCGCCGCCUAAUCCGGCUCCAUACAACGCACCACCGCUGCGACUCCCUCUCCGCGCCACCUGCCCCCAGCCGACAGCCCCGCCGCCAUGGAGGACGUGAAUGAGUACAGCAACAUGGAGGAGUUCGCCGAAGGAUCCAAAAUCAACGCCAGCAAGAAUCAGCAAGACGACGGUAAAAUGUUUAUUGGAGGGCUAAGCUGGGAUAUGAGCAAGAAAGAUCUCACUGAAUACCUGUCUCGUUUUGGAGAGGUUGUAGACUGCACAAUUAAAAUAGAUCCCGUCACGGGAAGAUCGAGGGGAUUCGGAUUUGUGCUUUUCAAAGAUGCUGCCAGUGUCGAUAAGGUUCUGGAACUUAAAGAACACAAGUUAGAUGGCAAGUUGAUAGACCCCAAAAGGGCUAAAGCUUUAAAGGGAAAGGAGCCCCCCAAAAAAGUAUUUGUCAGCGGACUGAGCCCAGAUACGUCCGAAGAACAAAUCAAAGAAUAUUUUGAAGCAUUUGGAGAGAUUGAGAAUAUUGAACUUCCUAUGGACACAAAAACAAAUGAAAGAAGAGGAUUUUGUUUUAUCACAUAUACAGAUGAAGAACCAGUAAAGAAAUUAUUAGAAAACAGAUAUCAUCAGAUUGGUUCUGGGAAGUGUGAAAUCAAAGUUGCCCAGCCCAAAGAGGUAUACAGGCAGCAACAGCAACAACAGAAAGGAGGGAGGGGCGCUGCAGCUGGUGGACGGGGUGGGACUAGGGGUCGUGGCCAAGGUCAGGGCCAAAACUGGAACCAAGGAUUUAAUAACUAUUAUGAACAAGGAUAUGGAAAUUACAAUAGUGCCUAUGGUGGUGAUCAAAACUAUAGUGGCUAUGACGGAUAUGAUUAUACUGGGUAUAACUAUGGGAACUAUGGAUAUGGACAGGGAUAUGCAGACUACAGUGGUCAACAAAGCACAUAUGGCAAAGCAUCCAGAGGGGGUGGUAAUCACCAAAACAAUUACCAACCAUAUUAAAGAAGGACAUGGAGAAAACAGGUGCAGAUGCUACAGCAACCUUAUCUUGCAGGAUGACGACAUUGAAUGGAGAGUGGUCUUCUAUUGAUCUGAGAUGACUAUUUCGUAAAAGACUUGUAGUGUACAUGACACAACUGUGUCCAAUUGUAUAUAG
Molecule: messenger RNA, 1439 nt
Organism: Gracilinanus agilis (Agile Gracile Mouse Opossum)
Lineage: Eukaryota; Metazoa; Chordata; Mammalia; Didelphimorphia; Didelphidae
Product: heterogeneous nuclear ribonucleoprotein D-like
Exons: 1
Coding region: 380-1285 (301 amino acids)
Biological process (GO): regulation of gene expression
Cellular component (GO): nucleoplasm
Molecular function (GO): poly(G) binding; poly(A) binding
Source: RefSeq, a predicted model, not a curated record